Messenger RNA from Paramormyrops kingsleyae, 1076 nucleotides. The record is from RefSeq and is a predicted model, not a curated record. NCBI's taxonomy places the organism in Eukaryota, Metazoa, Chordata, Actinopteri, Osteoglossiformes, Mormyridae.
AGUCUCUUCUCAAUCCCAGCAGUGGAGAAGGUUCUUCUUUACCCAGUGCUACCGUGAUCAGAGCACAUUCUCAUCAUCCUCGGAGAGCAGCAGGACCGGUAUGGCAGCAGCUGACGCAGCACAUGUCACACUGGUGCUUCUGGGCAGGACAGGCUCAGGGAAGAGCUGCUGUGGAAACACCAUACUGGGCAAAAAUGUGUUCCAAUCCUUGCUCAGCACCAAACCAGUGACCACAAAGUGUGAAAAACAGACAGAGUCCAUUCAGGGGAGACAGGUCACUGUCAUCGACACACCAGACUUCUUUGGUGACUCUCUCCCUGAUCCGAAGCCCCACAUUGACACCUGUAGGUCCUUGGUAGCAGAAGGUCCCUGUGUUUAUCUUCUAGUGUUACAGUUGGGUCGCUUCACAGAGGGAGAGAAGAAGUUAGUGGAGCAGACUGAACGCAUGUUUGGCCGAGACGUCACACGGCGCAUGAUAAUUCUGUUCAGUUAUGGUGAUGAUCUGGAGGGCAUCACCAUUCAGGACUUCCUAAAGAAUGCUCAGACAGAACUCAAAGCCCUAGUGGAGAAAUGUGGGAAGAGGUGCCAUGUCUUCAACAACAGGGACACCAGCAAUCGCAGACAGGUGACAGUGCUUCUGAAAAACGUGGAUUUUAUGCUGGACAGAGUUAAAGGGGCAAUGAAAAAGAAAAAUAAAGAGUCAGAUUGUAUUGUUUUGUAGACCACUUUGUCAUUCAGGCAACCUUUGUAGACCACUUUGUCAUUCAGGCAAUCUUUGUAGACCACUUUGUCAUUCAGGCAAUCUUUGUAGACCACUUUGUCAUUCAGGCAACCUUUGUAGACCACUUUGUCAUUCAGGCAAUCUUUGUAGACCACUUUGUCAUUCAGGCAAUCUUUGUAGACCACUUUGUCACCUUUGUAGACCACUUUGUCAUUCAGGCAAUCUUUGGAAUUCUUAAUAUUGAGUUUCUAGUUCAUAUAGUUCAGGUGUGUUUAUAGUUCAUAUAAAAACAAGUGUAAUACUAAUAAUGUAGAAAUUAAUCAUCUGUAUUUCAGGAUUAAAAGCUAACAUCAUA